AUGGCUUCUGCGGAGAGCAACGUGACAGGAUUUAUCACCUCGUAUGAAACUGCAUUCACAAGGAAAAUCAAACUUGGAUUUUUUAUUGCUGUCACUCCAUUUGCAAUCAUCUGCGACAUUAUUCUUAUCUACUAUCUUGUCUUUGAUCGAACGAUACGAAAUAUACUUCAUUAUCACAGCAUUUUAGCCUUACUUCUCGUCUGUCUUGCACUAGAGACUAUUGAAGUACCACGUAUCAUGAAUUAUUUGCGUAUUGGUAUUGUUACACUGCAAACAGAUCUUCAUUGUCUUCUCUGGCAAUGGCUUGACUACAUACUAGGCGGUCUAAUCAAUGUGUGCAUGCUUUGGUUUUCAUUAGAACGUCAUCUGUUUAUAUUCUAUUCAUCUAUAUUCAAUACUUUUAAACGUCGUGUAGCAUUUCAUUAUUCCCCAUUGAUCAUAAUUUUUGUCUGCGUUAGUCUCUACUAUAGUAUCGCAUUCUUCAUUUAUCCAUGUAAACGACAAUAUGAUUUCACACAACCACUGUGUGGUUUACCUUGUUACACUUCUCAAGCAAGCAUCUCACUUUAUGAUCUGUUUGCUCAUAAUUGGAUACCAUUACUUUGCACACCUUUGCUUGAUAGUACAUUGAUUGUGAGAGUAGCCUGUCGGCGAAAUAUUGGCCAGCAAACACGAUGGAAAAGGCAUCGAAAAAUGAUCAUACAAGUCUUAGUCAUUUCCAACCUUUUCGUCAUUAUUCAGACUCCUUAUGUUCUUAUUGCAUUUAUUCAAAUACUCGGAAACGUACCGGACUUUGCUCUCUAUGUUCAAGUCGUCUAUUUCUAUUAUUGUCUUUGGCUAUUCGCACUUGUCCUACCAUUUGCUUGUCUAAGUUGCUUACCAGAAGUGAAAAACAAAAUACGAACAAAUUUCAUGCGAUGUAUUGAACGAAACAAUGAAAUCGUACCUUUACCUUUCUCUCAAACUCGUGGUAGAACUUAUUGA
Adineta ricciae is the source of this 984-nucleotide messenger RNA. NCBI's taxonomy places the organism in Eukaryota, Metazoa, Rotifera, Eurotatoria, Adinetida, Adinetidae. The record is from the annotation of a GenBank genome assembly.